Beta vulgaris subsp. vulgaris (sugar beet) is the source of this 2564-nucleotide messenger RNA. Its product is annotated as transcriptional corepressor LEUNIG. Lineage: Eukaryota; Viridiplantae; Streptophyta; Magnoliopsida; Caryophyllales; Amaranthaceae. The transcript is spliced from 15 exons. The coding region runs from base 208 to 2103 and encodes 631 amino acids. Gene Ontology annotation, molecular function: transcription corepressor activity; protein binding. The record is from RefSeq and is a predicted model, not a curated record.
UGGGUAUUGUCCAAUAGGGUUUUAAUACCCUUUUUUGUGCAAGAAUAUUUGAUUUUUUUGGCUUUGGUCCACUUAUUUUGAAGAAUUUAUUGUGAAUUAUGCUUUGAUCGUUUGUUUUUUGGUCUGAUAUUUGUGCAUUUGUGCUUUUUUUUGUUUGUUCAAAUGUGUUAGAUUGUGAAGUUUGGAUUUUGGAGUUGAAAGACAGUUAUGGGUUCUAACAAUGGAUGGGAUGCUGAAGAAAUUUUUCAGAAGUAUUUGCACGAUUAUCUGGUUAAGAAGAACAUGCACAGGACUGCUGAUGUUUUCGCAAAAGAGGCAAAUGCUGAUGUUUGUGCUGUUGUUUCAGCAAUUGACUCUCCUGAAGGCUUUCUAGCUGAAUGGUGGUCAAUCUUCCACGAAGUGUAUUUCCAUACACAACCUAAACAUGUAGAAUCGCCAGAGAUGUCAAACAAGGGCAAACAAGUAACUGGAACCACAUCACAAGGUUCAUGUCCUGAGACGUCAAAGUUUAGGAUUAAUACACGAAGUUCUGUGCAGCUCCCAAUUGGUAGUGAGUGUGAUGAUUUGGUAACACAAAUGUCCCCGAAAACCUGUGAAGGAGUGAAUCAUAAGCGCAUGACUAAAAAAUGUGAUACUAAUUCACAGACGACUGUUGAAACCCAGAGUAGCUCUAAGUUAGCUGGAAGCAGUUCAAGCAACCCUCAGCGAAAUCCCCGUAAACAGGUUCAACGGCAAGACAAGAAGCGUGUUACUAGUCUAGGAAGCACAUCAAUCAGCUCGUCUACAUAUGCAGAGCCAAAAACAAUAGGAUCUGAGAGUGUGCUGAACUCUGCACCGCUGAAAGGAUGGCCUCUGAUUGGAGCUAAUCAGGUCCCUCCUCGUCUGGGGCAUCAGGUUCUGAAUUCAUUUCUGCAGUCUGUGAACAAUCAGCCACAGAUUGACAUGCCGUUGUCCCAGAGCCAGCAAGAAAUCUUUGCUCAGUUUCUCGCAAGUACACCAACAAAAGCUUUACCAUCUUUUCCACAUACUUAUAACUUGGAAAUGCUUCUCAGAAAUGGGGUAGACAGAACAAGUGGCAAGGAUGGCCAGUAUGAAGAAGAGAGUGGCUUAGAUGAAAGUAUUGAAAAGUUCUUUUCACAAUAUGAUGACCAUGCUGAUUGCACUGAUGCUCCAUGCACUCUCCAACAUCAAUCUACAUCUUAUGAAAAAAAAGGGCAUACAGGCAUAUCUUUGGUGGAAGUUGGAAGCCUUCAUGCAAGCAAGGGAAAAGUAUUCUCUUGCAAUUUUUCUCCUAACGGAAAGUUGCUUGCUUGUGCUGGACAUGACAAGAAGGUUUUGAUGUGGAAUAUGGAUACUUUAGGCUAUACUAGUUCUAUGGAGACCCAUGCUCAUCUGAUUACUGAUGUUCGAUUUCAUCCAAGUUCAGAGUUUUUUGCUACUUCUUCUUUUGACAAGACAGUACAAAUAUGGGAUGCAGCUGGACCAAGCAAGUCGUUAUUUGCACUAGCUGGCCAUAAUGAUCACGUAAUGUCAUUGGAUUUUCACCCAAGAAAGAUGGACCUUUUAUGCUCAAGUGACAGCAACAAUGAGAUCCGCUUAUGGGAUAUCAAGGAGUAUGCUUGUUUGCGCGUUUCCAAGGGAGCCAUAAGACAAGUAAGAUUCCAACCUCAGUUGGGGAGACUUUUGGCUACAGCUUCAGGAAAUGGUGUCAACAUUUUCAAUGUUGAGACUGGUGAUUUCGAGUUUGACUUAAAGGGACAUCAAUAUGAAGUGCGCUCUAUCUGCUGGGAUGAGACUGGUAACUACAUAGCCUCUGUUAGUGAAGAAAGUGUGCGACUAUGGUCAAUCUUGUCUGGUGGAAGAUGCAUAUAUGAAAUGCACUCGAAAGGUCAUAACUUCCAGUCAUGCACUUUUCACCCAGGACAUCCCAUGUUUUUGAUCAUCGGAAGUUACCAGUUCCUUGGUUUGUGGAAUCCUACUCAAAGUAGCACAAUCGACACAAUUCAGGCACACAGCGGCUUCAUUGCUUCACUGUCAAGUUCACCUCUGACGGGAUUGAUGGCCUCAGCUAGCCAUGACCAAAGCGUGAAAUUGUGGAGAUAAAUAACGAAAUAUAUCGUUUCACUUUGGCGUUUCUAAUUUUGGGUGGUCUCUGGUCUGCUCUCUACUGUACAUAAUAAAGGGCACAUAGCAUGGUGAUUGGUAUGGCAUACCAAAGUUUGUGCUGAAGCAUAUUUUGAAAGGUGGGAAGCUAAGUUGUGCUUUUGGAGGCUCUCUUACAACUUGGCUUGAUAUCUGGAAUAUGGAGGUCUAAUCUAAGCUUGGAUAUACAAAAAAUCUUUUUGAAUAGAAAUUGACUUAGCUCAAAGCUAACUAAUUUGUAUUGGAUCUACUAAAAUGAAAAACAAAAGAACUAUAUUUAUUUAAUACUAUCUAUAUCUAUAUAUAUAUGACUUAAUGGUUUUAAGUAACCAGUGUCUUUGUGGCUGUAGAAUACCUUUACCAAAUGUGCAUAUUGCUCUCAAAUCCCUUUUUUCUUAAUGUUUGAGGGAUAUUCAAAGUAA